GUUGCCUUAAACUACCAAACUAGUGGUGAAGCAAUGCAGCUCAAUCAUGGUCGAUUCAUGGACAAUGGUGGUGUGGGAUAUGUUCUCAAGCCAUCAAUUUUGUUAUCAGGUAGAAACUUAUUCCCUUAA
Lymnaea stagnalis (great pond snail) is the source of this 129-nucleotide messenger RNA. NCBI's taxonomy places the organism in Eukaryota, Metazoa, Mollusca, Gastropoda, Lymnaeidae. The record is from the annotation of a GenBank genome assembly.